UUAUCAAAAUUUAAAAGUAUUAAUUUGUGAAAAUGUCUUUGGAAAAUGUUGAGAACUUAACUGAUAUUGAAUUACGUCAAAAGUUGCUAGAAUAUGACUUCCCGAAUGUUCCCAUAACAGAAACGAGUCGCGGUUUCCUUGUGAAAAAGCUUAAAAAUCAUAUAAAAAAUAUGAAGAAUCGAAAGGUGCCAACACGAACAUAUAUGACGCUGCGCGCCAAAGAGGAGCUGAAUAAUUUGGUUACUAAAGCACAUGACUGGAAUCAUCAAAGCCUCCAGAGUAGCGCACUACUCAGCGAGGAGCAUACAGCAAAUGCUGAUCCGGAACUGUACAGUAUCGCAAAUAACGAUAAUCGAAUGGCCGAUCAAGUACGAUUCCUUUUACCGAAUCCUUUAUUUGAGCAGAAUGUAAGGAAUAGCAUUCAAUUAGCAGAUCCACAACUCAGUUUAGCUAACAGCAGUCCAUACGGAUACCUCACUAUCCUUUCUAAAGUUCUCGGCUUGAAAGACAAUUACACCAACAGCGUUUGGUGGGCCUUUACAUUAUUUUUCCUAACCAUAACUUUUAUGUAUAUGACGAAGAUUGCCGAUUUCUCAAAGAAUAUCAAUGAAGGAAAUACCAAUUAUGUAAUCUGUGACAAGCUUAACUCUCCAAGUCCGUUUUUGCGACCACCAUACAUCUGUAUAGAAAAGGAACGUGUGGAACCAGCAUUAACAAUUGUGCGCCAGCUAAUGAUGCAGCUAAAAAAACCAUCGGAACGAAAUUACUGCUACGACCGAAAACAAACGAAAGCUAUUAGCGUGACCGAACUUAUUAGACAAGAGCUUAAAGGGGGUAAUUUAGUGGAUAUUCGCAAUUUGAAAGCAGCUCAGUAUCUCAUAACUUGCAAUCCCCAAUGGAAGAUAGACAUGGUUGAUGAUAAAGGAGAUCCCGUUAUAUUUAUUGGAGUUGACAAUGUAUUAGCAAAUCAUAAUAUAUUUUUUGUUCUGAAACAGCCUGAGAUAUCUUUGACAUGCCAUUUGUACAACAUAGCUUACCGAUUCAUAAAUCUCGGUGGCAAUCUAUCGCUCCUGGUGUGUGCCCUAAUAUUGCUUUGUUUUCCAUAUUUCUAUGUACGUCGCAUACAAGAACAACAUCUGCAGGCUGUGCACAGAUUCAUUGACAAGAUUAUAGAGGAACUGCAGAAUCGUGCAGCAAAUAGCGAAAGUUCAGAAGGUCGCGAAGUUGAUGUGAAUCAUUUAUGUGAUCAAUUGAUACCAUCCAGCAAACGAAAAUUUGAAAUUAGAUUCUUUAAUGAGGCUUUGAAGGAGUUGGAGGUAAGCGACAAUCGAGUGCGAUUUGACCUGACGGUGCGUGACGGUCAGGAAUGCCGCACUAUAAGUUGGAUAGAUUACAGCGACGAAUUACUAACAGGCAGUCCUGCUGGACACAGGGAGGGAUUAUUUAAAGCAGAAACUAGCUGCUGAAGUUUGAAUUUUCCACAGCAUUUCUUUGUUACGUUUGAA
Molecule: messenger RNA, 1505 nt
Organism: Bactrocera tryoni
Lineage: Eukaryota; Metazoa; Arthropoda; Insecta; Diptera; Tephritidae
Product: inner nuclear membrane protein Man1-like
Exons: 1
Coding region: 33-1466 (477 amino acids)
Biological process (GO): nuclear envelope organization; negative regulation of BMP signaling pathway
Cellular component (GO): nuclear inner membrane
Molecular function (GO): chromatin DNA binding
Source: RefSeq, a predicted model, not a curated record